Periophthalmus magnuspinnatus is the source of this 1686-nucleotide messenger RNA. It is a transcript of the gene ptpa, whose product is annotated as protein phosphatase 2 phosphatase activator. The record is from RefSeq and is a predicted model, not a curated record. The transcript is spliced from 10 exons. Gene Ontology annotation, cellular component: protein phosphatase type 2A complex; cytoplasm; nucleus. NCBI's taxonomy places the organism in Eukaryota, Metazoa, Chordata, Actinopteri, Gobiiformes, Gobiidae. Gene Ontology annotation, biological process: mitotic spindle organization. Gene Ontology annotation, molecular function: peptidyl-prolyl cis-trans isomerase activity; protein tyrosine phosphatase activator activity. The coding region runs from base 79 to 1053 and encodes 324 amino acids.
UUUCUGUGACUCCAUCUCGGGGCAGUGUGAGUCUGUGGGUAAAAUAACUCAAUCUUCUGAAGAAGACUACAGAUCGCCAUGGCGGAAACUGAUCAACCAUCAGGGUGCAGCUCUGACAGUAUAUCUCAGGAUGUGACCCCAAACUUCAACUUUAUGGUUCCUAAGAAUGAAAUCAACAUGGUUCCUGACAUGGGCAAGUGGAAACGCUCUCAAGCAUAUGCUGACUAUAUGGGCUUUGUUUUAACCUUGAAUGAAGGUGUGAAGGGAAAGAAACUCACAUGUGAAUAUACAAUAUCGCAGACAGUGGAGAAGCUCCUUGGACUGUUGGACACUUUGGACAGAUGGAUUGAUGAAACUCCUCCUAUCGAUCAACCGUCAAGAUUUGGUAAUCAGGCCUUCAGGACCUGGUAUGCCAAACUAGACAAGAAUGCAGAGGCGCUGCUUGCUGCUGUGCUCCCUGCGGACAAACAGGCUGCAGCCCCAGAAAUAGCUGUUUAUUUGAAAGAGUCUGUUGGGAACCAAACCAGGAUAGACUAUGGAACAGGCCAUGAAGCAGCUUUUGCAGCAUUUCUUUGCUGCCUUUGUAAAGUUGGAGCUCUUCAAGUAGACGAUCAACUUGCUAUAGUUUUUAAGAUUUUUGACAAGUAUUUGCAGGUUAUGAGAAAGCUGCAGAAAACAUACAGAAUGGAGCCAGCUGGGAGUCAAGGAGUUUGGGGCCUGGAUGAUUUUCAGUUUCUGCCUUUUAUAUGGGGGAGCUCCCAGUUUAUAGAUCAUCCAACUCUGGAGCCACGACACUUUAUUGACAAGAAGGUCGUCAAUGAUAAUCACCAGGACUACAUGUUUCUAGAGUGCAUCAAAUUCAUAAAUGAGAUGAAGACGGGUCCAUUUGCGGAGCACUCCAAUCAACUGUGGAACAUCAGUGCUGUUCCCUCCUGGUCCAAAGUCAACCAGGGCCUGAUCAAAAUGUACAAAGCCGAGUGUCUGGAGAAGUUCCCUGUGAUUCAGCAUUUCAAAUUUGGUAGCCUGCUCUCCAUCCAGCCUGUGAAGCCUUGACUCAGUCGUGAGAAUGCCAUGAUUAUAUAUGACCAAAAUGACUUCAAGUUUAAAAAAUAUUUGGGAUUUUUUUUCGUACAUGUAAAAGAGCAGCAAUACCAAGCUAAUUUAAUAGAACAUGUGCUAACACUGGUUCAGAUGUGCAUGUAGCCACCCACAGUAAAAUAGAUCUCCUUUUUUAUUUCAGAGCAUUUUCAUAAUAUUAUUUAUUCAUACAUAUGACUGUUUUGUGUGGGUAAACUGUCAGAUAAUUUAAAUUGGUUGUCAAAUCUAAAGUAAAAGAUUAGCAGGUCAAUAUGUAUGUUUUGAUUUGUAUUUGAUUUGUUUUGUAUUUCACAAUGUGAAGUGCUAUGGGAUAAAUGCAGAGAUUAAACUUUUAUGUGCGUAACACAUCAUGUACAUAAAUGCUAUUAAUGGGGCUCUUAAAUAAACUCAUGUUUUAAUCAAAGUUUCAUAAAUAGCUAAAUAAAAACAAUCCUACAUGUACAACAGAAACAGGGUUAAAUGUAUCCCCAUUAAUUUUUUUCUGCUAGAGCCUGUCUUUUUUGCUUGGGAAAAGUAGUAUUUAUGGACCUGCCUAAUAUUAUUUAGUAAAUGUAUUAUGGUAAUAAAAAAGUCUAUUCUUUUGCAGUU